Molecule: messenger RNA, 3007 nt
Organism: Thunnus maccoyii (southern bluefin tuna)
Lineage: Eukaryota; Metazoa; Chordata; Actinopteri; Scombriformes; Scombridae
Gene: crfb4
Product: cytokine receptor family member b4
Exons: 7
Coding region: 202-1224 (340 amino acids)
Molecular function (GO): protein binding
Source: RefSeq, a predicted model, not a curated record
AGCGAGCAUUUGAUGGAUGCCACCACUGUAUUAUCAUAUCAAGACAGUCAAACAAGAACGAAACAACUCAAAAAAGAGAAGAAAAAAAACUCGUAUGGUCUUUGUUUAUCUGCCGAGAAGAAGCACGGUGCACACUGUAAAAAAGUUUUUAAAAAAGCGUUGAUAUGACUUAGAAACACGUAGUUCCUCCGCCUCAUUUAAAUGACUGAAGUGUUUUUUGUUUUUUUUUACAGCGGUCAGACUGCCUGGUUCCUGGAAACCCCUCAGACGUUUCUGUGCAGAGUGGUUUCAGGAUUCCUCAGCCCACCCAAAAAUGUCAGAAUGACCUCCCAUAACAUGAAUAUGGUGCUGAAGUGGGAGCCACCUGAAGGGGCAGCCAGCGAUGUAGUCUACACCGUUGAGUCCAUAAACAAAUUCUCAGGUAUCAAAGAGGUCUGUUCGAACAUCUCCACCACCGAAUGUGACAUCGGCAGUCACAUAGAUAUCAACGUGUACGGGAAAUAUGAAAGCAGAGUGCGGGCACAGUCGGGGGCUGAGAGCUCUCUUUGGGUGAAAAGUAACAUGAUUGUCCUGGACAAAGAUACUGUCAUCGGUUCACCCAGUGUCUCUCUCUUCCCCAAUGAGGGUGCCAUCGAAGUCAGCAUUACUGAGCCAGUGUUCGCGACCUCAUCACUCAGGGAUGUAUACCAGUCUGCCGUCUACACAAUCACCUACUGGAAGGCUGACGAGAAGAAAGAGGUCUGGAACAUCAGUGACAUACAGCAAAACCGGGUGGUUCUGAAUGACCUGGAUCCCCAGACCAAGUACUGCGUCCAAGUCCAAAUCCAAAUCAAGAUAGAUCAGAACAGCAAUCCUAGCAAGCCCAGCGCUCCUAUCUGUGAGAACACCACCCAUGACGAGGGACCUCAGUGGGUGGCAGCAGUGGUGACAUUUGUCUUCAUGGUCAUGGCGGUGACUCUGGUGGUGGUCACAGUGGUGUAUAGGAAAAAGAUAUCCCACUUUCUCUGUCCAAAAGACACGCUGCCUCAGCACUUUAAAGAGUACCUGCUGGAACCCCCCAAAUCAUCCAUCUACUUGGCCAUGCGCAACUCCCACCCACCUGAGGAGAUUUACCACCAGGUCAGCAUCGUCACAUACGGCAAGACAAUGGAGGAAGGGCGCCCUCUGGAGGUGGCAGGGAACUUUUACAGCAGAGAGCCUGUUGUCACAGUGAGGGAGAGAUAAAAGUAAAGAGAGGAAAGACUGAAAAGCACAGAAGCAAUGAAGAAGAGCUGAUCUACAGGCUGCUGUCAGACAGGACUGUUAGAAACAUAAGCAGCAACUUUCAAGACACUGAGAAACAGUGAAAUGAUGGAGCUUUGCUUGACUUCAGAGUUUUAAAGCAGUAAAUUCUGCAGUAAAUCCCUGUAUUACUCCUUGAAUAGGUGUUACUGUGACGUUAUUGUAUGGCAGAGCCACAGAGAGGUUUAGGUACAGGAUUGAUACCUCAUCCAGGUGGUGUCAAUUCUGUGCUGUACGUCUCUGUUGUUGCUUGCAGUAUUACAACAUACUGCACUUAACUGAAGAAGCAUGGCACGCCCAACCGGAGCUGCCCACACUAAAGUGUUUAAGCUGCCUAGACACAUCCCCCAUUAACCGUGUUUGACUCUGUAUUAUUGAAAUUGACAUAUCUGACAAUUUUGUAUUGACAAAUCCGAUGGCUGACUUGUGUUGUGCUGCCACCAUUACUGUGGUGACAGAGUGGAACUGAACGCAUUUACACUGACAACCUCCAACCUCCGACAGAUGAAGGUAGUCUGUGUGAAUGUGGAAGUUUUUCAUUGUAAAAACACUUGUCUGUAAUUGGUUCUGAUGCAGGCUUUUGGACAAAAAUAACAUGAUCGUACUGCUUCUGUCUGACCUCCACAGUCUGGAUGAAGUGUUGUGUGGAGGAAAUUAUUGAACCCAGCAGGAGGAGGCAUUAUGUUUUCAAGUUGUCCAUCCGUCUGUCCAUCCCAUUCUCAUCAACGCGAUAUGUCAGGGUCACCUUGAGGGAAUUUCUUCAAAUUUGGCACAAACAUCCACUUGGACUCAAGGUUGAACUAAUUAGAUUUUGGUGGUCAAAGGUCGCUCUGACCUCAUAAAAUUCACAUGCUAAUUAUGACAAACUUUCACACAAAUGUCUACUAGGAUAAAAUGAUGAUGUGAUGAGAUUUUAUAUCUAAAAGGUCAAAGGCCAACUUCACUUUGACAUCAUAAUGUUUUGCAAAAACACUUUUCUGGCCGUUAUUCAACACCAUAACUCAGGAACAGAAGGGGAGAUUGUGACCAUAUUUCAGAUUUGGUCAGAUACUGAAUUGGUGACACUAAUCUUGGUGCCCAACUUGAAACUGUGAUGAUUUUAUAGCCACUUUUAUGGGAUCUCCCAGACAAAUUUCAUGGCAAAAGCACCCAGUCAGUGAGAUCCUUCUACAUACAUUACAGUGUUAUAUACUUGUUUACCAGUGAGGUGCCAUCAAAGUGCCUAUUUUCGCCUUCAACACAGAUUCGUCUAUAAACUGCCAUUCAGUGGGCGCAUUUUAUGAAAUAUACACUCUGCCUCAGAAUUCAGUGGUGAUGGUUGAGAGAAGCUAGAGCUGGAAGUGUGUUUGUCAUGGGCUCCGGCGGGAAGGGGGGGGGGUGAGGUGGUCAUGUGAUUACAUUGGAGACAAGGCAGCUGCAAAGCAAACACAAUGUCCAGCUCAAAGGUUUACACAUUUGAUUUACUCAGUUGAACUUAAAUAAACACAUUAUUUUUAAGGUGCGCCAACAACAGUUGCUUUUGCUUCAUUCUUCAGUCACAAUGCAGUGUAUAAAUAACGUCUUAAACUUGUGUAUAAUAUGUAAAGAAAAGAAAUAACCUGUGAUGUAAACAUGAGAUAAAUAUGUCAUAAUGAGUGAGCAUGUUUAUAUUUUCCAUGUUUUCCUUAAACUUAAUCGAAGAUGAUGAAUAAGAUGAUUGCACAUUAAACUCCAAUGAACAACUUUU